Molecule: messenger RNA, 7148 nt
Organism: Stylophora pistillata
Lineage: Eukaryota; Metazoa; Cnidaria; Anthozoa; Scleractinia; Pocilloporidae
Biological process (GO): neuron projection development; cytoplasmic microtubule organization; negative regulation of microtubule depolymerization
Cellular component (GO): microtubule minus-end
Molecular function (GO): calmodulin binding; spectrin binding; microtubule minus-end binding
Source: RefSeq, a predicted model, not a curated record
UGAAUGGUUCGAAAUGUGAAAGAAAGCUGGACAAAAACAAAUCUACCUCUGGGGUAUUUUACUCCAGUUUAGUUCGCUUUGAUGCUUUAAGUCAAAGUAACAGAAGAUUUUGGAAGAAAAUGGCCUGCACGGACUGUUCUUUUACUUUAGAAAGCUGGAAGUAUCAUCUGAAUUUAAGUGGCUUUCUGCCAUGGUUUUGACAUUUUGCAUGUUGAACGCACGUUUUGCAAGUUGAAGUACAAUAUGGUGUUUAACGAAUCAAAAUUAGCUUGUAUUGGGCGUAAUAGAUGCGCGAAGCUUGUACAAGAGUGAUAAUCAUUCAUGGAAGACGCAAAAGUGGAAAAUUCUGUGUGUAAUGUGAUUCCUGUGACCGAGUACGAUCCAUUCGAGGCAAAGUUUGCAGCUUCCCUCUUCUGGUUAGUGUUUCGUGCCACUGAAGAUGGAGAGUUUGAAAAUAUCCCCUCUCAAGUUACCAGUCCUAUUCAGCGAGAUUCAGAGAAGCGUAUAACUGUUCGUCCAGAGGUGACAGAAUUCCUCACCAAAGGUGAGAUCUAUUGCCAGGUAUGCAAUAGUAUCUUUCACGGAAAAGCUCCUGUAGUGGGCCAGUGGGCUGUUCUUCAGACCCUGUCACGUCAUGGAUUUUAUGUGGUGGAAGAAGGUGACAUUGCUGUCACAGAUUCUGCUUUGCAGCAGAAGAAACCAUUCAGAAAGUCAACCCAUCUUGCUCUGAUGGACUGCCUCAUGAAUGCCUUCUCUGCACAGGCUGUUAGUGUUCCAGAAGUUGUGCAAUGUGUCAGUAAGUUUUCAUCAUUCAAUGCUUCUAAAGAGCUUCCCUUUGAUCUGGAGGAUGCACUGCUUCUGUGGAUUAACAAAAUCUCAACAGUGUUGAAUGAAAAUCAACUGAAAAAGCAGAAGCACCAUGCUGAACAACUUCUGCAGAACCAAGACAAAGCCAAGCGAUUCAGGUUUCGCCGUGAUCAACUCCAGCCAAAAGUACAGACAGUAUUUCCUUUAAUGGAAGAACUUUUGAAAGAUAUCAGCAAUGGAAAAAGUUUGCUUGGAAUUUUAAUGUUCUACCAUCCAACCGUGAUUAACAUUGAAGAUGUGCGCCUGGAGAAAAAUCUUGCAACAGGUGAUUGUGUCCACAAUCUAGACUUAUUCCGCUCUCUUUGCAGUCAAUUCAUUUGCACUUCUGUCCUCGCUUUAAAAGUUGAAGAUUUACUGUAUGGAUCACAAGCAAUGAAGCCUAAUGUUAUCGCACUUCUAGCUGAGGUAUUCCAGAAAUGCAAAGUAGAAUCAAUGUCUGAAAACUUUGUUGUUUCAAAACAGACUUCUAAGUCAGAUGCUGACUUACGGCACAUUCUUGCUAACAAAGAAGAUGUGACAGAUACUAAGUGUUCCAGUGCACCAGUCUUAAACUCUGAUGAAAGUAAAUAUGCUUAUGGGGGUGCAAGAGGAUCCUUAAAGAGUAAAAUUGAAAGAUCAUCAUCGUUGUCUGGCAAGUUAACUGGCUCUGCAUUAGAUGCUGUUAAACAGGAGGACAGUUUUGUGAAGAAAUUGCAAAGUGAUGGUCAAAUGAAUUCAAACAGUCGACUGUCAUUUAAGUCAUCAUUUCAUCUGGAUUUUACUGAUGAUUAUAAUGGCCAACAGCCCCCUUUGAAUGGGUCACUACCAAAUCAGGGUGAUGAGAAAGACAAUGAAAGAGUAAAAGAAAAAGAAAAUCCAUUCACUGGAAUACUUCAGAGGCCUGUUCUUGCAGGUGAUGCCAGGAAACACGGUAGCCCCCACACCACUCCUAGGCAAGAGGUUCCACUCUUGAUGCGACGCAACAAACAGAAGCAAAGAACGCUUGAUUUGGAAGACUGGGACAUGCAACAAGGAGUUGGAGUAGUAGAAGAUAAAAGUAUACUUCAAAGAUACUUACAAGAACUGCAUCUCAAUGACUUACAGCGUUCCCAGUCACUGACUGGUCUUGAUAAAGCAAAGGUAGAACCCAGGCAGUCAUUCCAUGCUUGGCAGGAGGACACUGUGGCAAGUUUGUCGGACACCAACCUGGCUUCAAGUAGGGGUGAGAGAAUAUCACUUGACUUUAGACCAAACCCAACAGCAAGUGUUCCUCAGAGGAGUAUUGAAGGUGGUGCCCCCCAGAGGGGUAGCCAGGGGACUCAUGUGCCAAUGAAGUCCUCAAAAGCUACCGGUGAAGAAUAUACAUCACAGGACAGCCUGUUGUCCAGUCCUAAGUCAACAGACUGUCUGAAUAUGAAACCACUUGGAGAUCAGCUGACGGAAAGAUGGAGUUCUUUGCCUACAGGUGUUCGCGACAGAGGUGUGCGUGACAGAGAUGUGCGUGACAUAGAUGUGCGUUACAGAGAUGUGCGUGACAGCUGUAUGAGCGACAUCUCGACUAAAGAACUGAAACAGUUUGAGGAGAUCGAGGCCAUGAUUCUUGAAGGAAGAAGUGUUGAAACUCCUCGCAGGUUCGAAAAGCCGAGCAAACUUCCCUAUGCGUCCGAAUCUCAAGAUGACGACGAUGAACUUAACAUGAGUGUCAGUAGUGAGGACAUGAACAAGUUUAGACUGGAAGUAAUGCAGCGGCUCACAGAGGACAAGUUACGAGAGAUCCCAGAUGGACCGGUAAUAGAGAUGGAAGACGAUGAUGAUCCUAUAAUGCUCGCCCGCAAUAAUGCGGCCAGCAGUCCUGGGAAUCCUACGGAGCGCACGCGCCUUGAUGCUCCAGACAUGCCAAAGGAAGUUCCAACGGAUCAGCUGUCCCCGAUAACGGAGGCGACGGAGCCUUGUCCGUCUAUCGCGUCAAAUCCAAACUCGGCGUCGAAUUCCACCGCCCCCAGCAGCCCGUGUUCGCCUUUAGACGUUGCGCCGUUUAUGCCUGCGUUUUUUACAACCUCCCCUGCGAAUACGUUGGAUAGAAAGAUGCAACGAUUUAGUCUGAAGGACAGAGACAACACUUUGGUUGCUAAUGAAGAUGAAGAUGAAGAUGACGGCUUUUUUGGUAAUCCUGAACCUAGUGCCACGCCCAGAUUUAACAAAAGCGGGGAUUGUUCAUCCAGGAGUAAGUCCUUCGAACAGCUUACACGUGGUAGCUACACUGUGGGUCACGUGCCUGUGGAAACGGCCAAAGCGGCUGGUAUCCCUGUGAUUAACGCAAGCACUGAAGAAACUCGUCCCAGGGCGGACUCAAAUCCAGAACUAAACGGUGUUUUACCGGGUGGAAAACUCAGUCAGAAAGAAACUGAUGCGAGUCAGGAUUUGUCUGCAUUUCGACCGUAUGUGUUGUCCUCUAAUGAGGACGAAAUGGGAGAGAUGUUUGCACCCGAAGGCGUGGACGGGAGGCGGGACUCCCUUGAGACUUCGCCCGCGCAUUCACCCGCACCCGUUAUAAUCCGUGGGAAACGGGAUGACACUCGACCGGAAGCUGUUCUCCGAUCUCGUGAUCUUCAUGCACUGGACAGUCCGGGAGAUGUGGUUAUUUUCGAACGUUCUUUGUCGAGCUCGCACGAGACUCGGGAAAAUGCUCCAACUGAAAACUCGAAAGAACAGGGCAACGAAAGCGCGCAGACACAUUCCACAUCUGUCCACCGAUCAAAGAAAGCGGAAGCGUUCGUGUUUGAUUUUGAUCAAGGUGUUGUGCAGAAUUAUGAAAAUAACCUUGCCACGCAAGACUAUGGAACUUAUAAAAAAGGCAAACAUGGUAGUAUUGGUGAUGGCAACACUUCAAUGAAGGGCAACCAGGUUCUUAAUAGGUCACAGGGAGACCACUUUGCAACAUUCAGCAGAAACUCUCCGAGAGGUACACAAGAUCACAGACCUCCAAGCGAGCAGCAACAGGAAUUAGCCUUUAGUCGUGAAGGAAGUGUUGGUAUGAAAGAUCUCCGAGCCUCUGACGGAUUUUCAACGUACAGGAAAAAUUCUUUACCUGAAAAGAAAGCAAAUGAUGCGAAUGGAGUCUCUGGAACAGUUGGCAGAAGCUGGGAUUUGCGGAGGUCAGACGGUUAUUCAACUUUCAGGAAGGAGUCAAUGCCUUCUUCAGCAGAAAGUACGUUGGCGAAGUAUAAUAUGGCCUUCAUCCAAGGUCAGAGAGGGAACGACACUGAUCCAUUUUCAACAUUCGCCAAAUCUGCCCAGAGACAGGAGAGUAACCAACAUCGCCAUCAAGUCGAAUUAAACCACUUUCCUGAACAAGAAUCAACAUCAGCUGUUUUUAGAGGACCUACCUCGAGCAGGGAAGGGGAGACUGAGAUUGACACCGUCCCCAGAGGGGGAGAUGAGGAGCCAGUUCGCUCACCUGGUGCGUCAAACAUUUUGAGGUCCCGAACCUUUCGAAAAACAUCGAGUGGUCAAAUCGUGGAGGAUGUUAGUAUUGGUGCAAGGAGUUCUCCAUUGCAUAACGAGUUACGUUCUUCAACAAAAAAUGACAGUAAACCUACUGGACAGCAGACUGUAAACACACACAUCCGGAAUAGCUCAGAGGGAACCGGAAGUGAUAAUCCACACCGGAUCAGUUGGACGGAUGAUCAGGAGGCUGGGGCGAGACUGAUCAAACAGCUGAAUGCCAGUAAAGAAAUGUCGGAAAAUAAUGACAGUGGUAGUCCUAGAAGGCGUGGUAGCCCCAGACAUACAGGCCGCGGGAGCCCUGGAGCGAGAAUCAGUUGGCUAACUGCAGCCCGGAGUGGUGUAGGGGGACAAGUCAUGUUGAACGACAAAGGUGAGAUUGAAGAGCCGGAACAGAAUGAAGCUGAAGAAGAACAAGCUGUUACGUCGCAGAUCGCCUAUCUGCGCAUGCAGUUGGAGGAAAAACGGCGUCAUAUCGAGGCAGAGAAACAUCGAGCCCAGGCCGAGUGGGAAGACCAGCGACGGAGAUUGGGACAGACUGCCUUUUGGUAUGUUAUUGGAAAGGCGCAAGGAGGUCCGGGCGUUGGAGAAGGGACUGGAAAUGAGGCAGUGCGUCCGGAGAAGGUUCCUGUUAUGACGCCUCAUUCCCACGAAACUCCGAGAAAACCUGUGUCCGAGUUUCCCACUCAGUCUUCGCCUCCCGUCGCCUGGUCAUCCCCAGCAAACUCUCCGCUGCCUGCUAACGCACUAGAGUCCAAUCCUCCCAAUGGCGCAGGGCUUGAGACUCGUGAAUUUCGUCUGUCUGAUUAUCCACCUUUUGACAAUCAGGGAACAGCGCGCCCGUCAUCCCAGCCAGCGGUUAAAGUCGGCUCAAGGCCCACGCCGGGACCACCACGUCCAGCUUCACACGAACCAGCGGCUUCCCGCCCCAGUCCCACACGAAAAUGCUGGGAUGUCAACGUGGGGCUAGUACCUACCCCUUCCCCCUUGGUGCAUCCUGACGCGGAAUCCGACGCUAAAGAAGAUUCAAACAACUUUGGAGGUACGGGAGAGAUUGAGGUCGAGGUCCACACCCCUCAGAAGAAAGGAAUGGCGAUGUUUAUCAGCGAUGAUGAUAAUCCUGCACCGCAGGGGUUGACUCCGGAACAACAACGCAAGCGGGAGAGGUUUAUGAAGGCUCGACAAAAGAAACAGGCAGAAGAAAAGACACGAAAGGAGGCAGAAUUAGAGAAAAAGAGACGGAGGGAAGAAAAACAACGCGAGAAAGAAAUGCUUCUAAGAUUGGAGGAGGAGAGGUUACGUCAAGAGGAAAUAGAACAACGAAAAGCCGAGCAGGAACUGAGACUUAAAGAGGCUCAGGCUCACCCCGCGCGAAUCCCAGACUCCUAUGCCACUUAUCGUCGCCCAGGCCCCCAGCAACAUGUAUAUGACGUCAAUGACGAUACCUCCACUUACUUAGCAACAGCCCCCUCGCAACUUUCCGGUUUUGCGGAAUUCAGUGGGCCGCAGUGUUACGUAAAGCCAAGCGGAAAGUCGAAUAGAAAAAUUAUCGUGAAUGCCAUAUCUCAUGUGUGUUUGUCAGGCACAGUGAACCAGGAUCAGAAAGAAAAAUGUUUACAGGCUAUCUCAGAAAACGACGGCCAUCACUUUAUGAUUUUAUUCAAAGACGGACUGAAGUUCCGUGGGAUAUAUGUCCACAACCUUGAAAACGAUCAGUUGUUCAAAAUCUUUGGAAUAGGACCUCGUGUUAUCACAAACAAAAUGAUUGAAAGUCUAUACAAGUAUAACAGUGGAGGAAAAGAAUUUACAAAGAUUCCGUCCAAGACUCUAUCCAUCUCUGUAGACGGCUUUGCGAUCCAGAAAUCUUGUUGGAAUACUGGUAAACCUGUAGUACAAUCCAAGACGUCAUCCAACAUGAAGAGACCUCCCCGACCCCCGCAGAGAUGAAAUACCUCCCCUGUACUACUACUCUAGGCGUUUUUAAUUCCGGAGGGGGAUGAUCAUGUAAAAAAUUAUUUACGUUCUUGUUGCGUUUUGUUCCAUCCUUUCGUGUUUUUUAGGUAGCUAACAUCGUCAAUCUUCAACUUGUGAGUUCUGAAAAUAUUCACACUAGAAUCUUAGGAUCGUCGUUGAAAGGUGUUCCUCUAAAAAACAUCUGUGGGCCGUUAAAAAAAUGAAGAAACAUUUACGUUGAAAAUACCACUCACCAUAAAAAGCUACCUCUGAGAAACAUUCAUCAUCUCCAUGUCGAAUUUCUUGUCGCCGAUAUGACGUCAGCAGUGAAGGUCACGUGGGAUGUUGACUGCACGAUUCACUUACCGCUUGCAAGGUCAAAAUAGUAAAACUUUUAGUGCUUGUAAGAUCGUUAAAUUGCUCAAAACAUACCUUUUGUCCCUCCCCAAAUGAGAGAGGAAGAGUCAUCCUUUGCUACACACAAGCAGUGAUCAUUUUAAACCAGAACGCACCGGCAUGAACUUAGUUUCGACAAGCGGGAAAAAUUGCACGCAAUUAAAAGAGGAAUCAGUAAGGAAGUAACGGUUCACAAAAAAGUUAGAAAUAUUUAUUGCUUCUAUUUAUCAAUGAAGCUAUUUAAAAUACAGUAUGUUAUUGUUAAAAGUUACUUUGACAGAUGUUUUCUGACAGAGGUGAAUUUAAGUAUUUUUAUUGGUUACUUACUAAAAGGUUAUAUACCCGGUUUGAGAACAAAGUUUGUGUGGAAAUAUUCCACUUAAGUGUUAUAUGUUUGAGAAAGAGCAAUAGAUCUACGAAGAAAAAGAAUUAAAAGGAUAUAAACUGUU